Sesamum indicum (sesame) is the source of this 1482-nucleotide messenger RNA. RefSeq lists its product as uncharacterized. NCBI's taxonomy places the organism in Eukaryota, Viridiplantae, Streptophyta, Magnoliopsida, Lamiales, Pedaliaceae. Gene Ontology annotation, molecular function: rRNA binding; rRNA (pseudouridine) methyltransferase activity. The record is from RefSeq and is a predicted model, not a curated record. Gene Ontology annotation, biological process: rRNA base methylation. Gene Ontology annotation, cellular component: nucleus; small-subunit processome.
AAAACAAAAGGCAUACGCCCCCGUUUGUCCCUUCUGCGCUGUAAAAACCCUAAACCCCGAAAUUUACCCACCAAAGAAAUCUCUCUCCCUCCAAGGCUUUAAGAAGGCAGGAGCCAAUGCAAUGGCUCCGCCUCUCAGCCUGCCCCCACCUUACUCCAUACUACCCGGAAACAAUUUGACUUAAACAUAUCUAAAUAAAAUUGCAACUGAGAAUCGGAUGCUGAAGCAGUUUGGGAGCCUCAAGUUUGGCUCUCACAUUACAUCCUACGAAGGGUAGUUCUUGCGGAAAACGGAAGCACAUGAGGGAGGACCUUGAAAUUUCCGAGAUGGAUAAGAAGGGUGAUAUGGAAUUAACAGAGGAUAAACUGAAUGAUGACAUUUACACAGAUGAUGAGGUUGGGAAAGAAGGCACUUGGAGUUCAUCAAAGGAUAUUGUUGCAAGAGAUAAUGACCGCAGGAAAAGACGCACUACACAAGCUAAAAAAUCGAGAAGGGAAAACUGCUCUGUUGGGAGUGGGUCUAUUCUUUCAGGAAUUCCAUUACCGGCUAGAAGUCGAGAGCCAAGACCUGGAGUUAUCUUUGUCUUUGAAAAGGCGUCUUUGGUACUGGCUAAAGUCAACAAGAGCUAUCAGAUAAUUAAUCCGGAUGAACAUGCUGGUUUUAUGAAGAAACACAACUUGAACCGAAGUGAUUAUAGACCGGAUAUUAUCCAUGAGGUUCUUGCUCGUCUGUUGGGCAGCCGUCUUAAUUUGACCGGUGGAAUACAAGCUGUGUAUGUUAAAACCAUCCAAGGACAUCUUAUCAAAAUUGAACCAACUUGUUCUGUUCCCAGAACAUUGAAGAGCUUUUGCGCCAUGAUGACCCAGUUGUUCCAGAAUUUGCGCAUCAAAGCUUCAGGUAGGAGGAGUAAGAAUCGGACACUAUUGCAGAUGAUUCAAAACCCUGUGACCAUCCACCUUCCAGUUGGGGCACACAAGAUAGGCCUUUCCUCCACUUCGCCAAAAGCUGUGAAUCUGUGGGAAUAUUUUGAUACAAUUGACAGCGUCCACCCUCUAGUGUUUGUGAUUGGUGCAAUGGCUCAUGGGAAAAUAGAUAGUGAUUAUACAGAUGAUUUUAUAGCAGUAUCUGGACUUCCUUUAAGUGCCAGUCUCUGUGUGAGACGUAUAUGUAAUGCACUGGAGAGACAGUGGAGGAUCCUGUAAGGUGUAAAUAUGGUAACUUAAAAUAGGUUCUUUCCUUAGUGGAACUCACAGUCUGAUUAAUCAAUUCUGAGGACUGUGGGGCGAGGCAUUGCAAGAAGCUGUUUAGAGAUUGAUAGUGGAGAAAACUCAGAAAAGUAUUAGUUAUCAUUUUGUGCCUUGAUGUCUAAAUUUUCAUACCGAAGUUAACAUAUAUAACUUAGGAGUAAAUAUUUUGGUAACUGAGUUUUAGCAUUAUUAUCAAAUUGAUACAUGAGUUUUGCGAAUAAUCUAAUUAAUGUCC